This is a messenger RNA of Dicrocoelium dendriticum, 3261 nucleotides long. NCBI's taxonomy places the organism in Eukaryota, Metazoa, Platyhelminthes, Trematoda, Plagiorchiida, Dicrocoeliidae. The record is from the annotation of a GenBank genome assembly.
UUGGUGGACCCAACUCGGAUGGUCAACCUCCCAGCAAGUUUGAUGACAGUCCGGAUGGCGCUCACGCCCCAUGGUCCAUGUGCAAUCAAAUUCGCAAGUACAUGUCUUACGAAGAAUGCGGUACACCACGUUGUCAAAGCUCAACGUUGCGAGAGCACUACCACUGUCGUAAUUGCAACAAGAUAAUUAUCCGUCGUGAAGAGAUGAUCAGACAUGCCAAAUGGCAUCGCAAACGAGAAGAAAGCUUGCAAUAUGGUUUCAUGCGGUAUAGCCCAGCGGAUAACUGUGCCGUUUACAAUUGUGUCCACAACGGUCGUCAGACACACUAUCACUGCAUGAAGGCGAACUGUACAAAAGUGUACAUAAGUACAUCAGACGUCCAAAUGCACGCAAAUUUUCAUCGCAAAGAUGCUGUGAUCAUCCAGGAAGGAUUCCAGCGAUUUCGAGCCUCGGAGACCUGUGGGGUUCAAACUUGUCCUUUCUACGAGGAACGCACCACGCACUUCCACUGCCGACGUGCAAACUGUCGUUUCACUUUCAAGAAUAAAUCAGAUAUGGACAAACACAAAAUGCAUCAUCAGAAGAACGACAGCUUCGCGAAGGAUGGAUUCCGAAAAUAUAUCAAAUGUGAGAACUGCGAUUACACUGGCUGCAAAUAUUCUGGCAUCAUCAACCACAUCCACUGCCUCCGACCGGGCUGUGAUUACGUCGUGCAUUCGUCGAGCCAAAUUUUGUCCCACAAGCGAAAACACGAUCGACGGUUCUCCCAAUUGGUCACAUUUUCGCAGGACACCAACUGUUCUGAUUUCGUCAGGCGGAGUACAGGCUCCACAUGCUCUGCGUUUUCACGGAGUGACGGACAUGCAAGAAACAGAGACGCACCAGAUGACUGUCUAUCCCAAUCGGCUGAGGUACCUCUGGAUCUGGAUUUGAAGCGCUCAGACUCAGUAAUCACUAACGAACCCCAACAUUCAGGAGACAGAAUAUCUCCUACUGGAACCUACUCAUUGGCAGAAAAGCCGGCAUUCUGUGAACCGAAGGCAAACUCCGUUGGAAACGAUUUGUUCUACGAAUUAUCUCGUCUCACUACCCGUUGCAUUCAACGUCGGAAGCGAUCACCUAACACGGUGGACGUCUUACCACAUGUCACUGCGAUCCCGAACAGUAGCAUCAGUUUGGAGUUCCUGUUUCCUAAUGAUGAACUAUCGAACACACCCGACGAUGUCACCCACGUGACAAAGGUAUUCGAGCUCGUUCGUCAUUAUUUCAGACAGUAUCCUUCCACGGCUGAAUGUGAACACCAAAGUUGCCAAACAGCAGACGAGUUAUCAGACGCCCAUUGGCAUUGCUAUUGGCCGGGUUGUUCCGUCGGGCCCUACUGUAGACAAACGGGCUCGAAUUACUGCUCCCAAUGGAUCAUACACAUCUGGCAAGCAGCACUCCUUCGAUGUGGGCUCAUUCGUUGUGAUCGCGUGGAUUUUGGUUGUGAGUUAGCCGCCGGUCUCCAUUUGCACUGUUACUUUUGGCCCGCAUGUGAUUUUACUGCGGCACACACAGAAACGCAGUUCAUUUCUAUAUAUGCCCACAUAAUACAACAUGAUGCACGCUUGUCGAGUCGCAAUGCCGAAGGUCUCGGGACCGACACAGGCCAUCCAGAUGAACUGAUGGAGGACUCGGGGGUUGACACACUGGACCAGACUCCAAGACGAAGGGGUCGUCCACCAAAACGUACUAAAUGCAUUCGUGUGCCCCGGUUGAACGUGCCAGAUGAGUUGUGCGCGGAUGAUGCGAGAGUCGAGGAACUCAGGCGCGACAUGUUCAUUCAGCAGGCGGUGGAUGUGGUGGGCCGUGAUCGAGUCGGUAUUGUGUGUGGAGUGAAGCAUUUUCCCGCUGGGAUAGCUUGUCCGGAUGACCUGUGUGAAUACUCUUGUCGCGGGUCGGAACAUUAUCAUUGCAUUCGUCCACGGUGUUUCAUGUCCACGGACAAUUUGGAUUUGAUGAAUGUACAUCGUCGCGAGUUCCACAACCAUAUUAUAAUCGCACAUGGAUUCGAACAUUUCGACCGAAGCGUGGACUGUCGACGUCCAACGUGUCAUAGCAAGAAAAUGACACAACAUUACCACUGUACUUAUCCGAACUGUGACUAUGCGUUUAUCCGUCCAACGACGAUGACACAACAUGCGCGCAAGCAUGAAGAGCUGGCUCGUACUCGACACCAUCCGGGAGCGUUGAAGAAGGUUAAGUGGAUGCUUGACCGCCAUCAUCGUCGUCCUCCUCUUCCUGCUCCAUCUUCUCAUUAUCGGACAGAACCGGACAGUCGUGUGGAAUUCGAGGAACCAAGGCUGCCGUGCUUGCCACUGGGUAUGUCACCAAUGGCGGUGGCCCAUCUACCCGCCCUCUUCCCUGGGUCAGGUGACGCAACCGCUUAUAGGCAACAAGUGUCCGAAGUAACAGCACCGAAAAUGCCAUCAGAAGACCGACUGCCAGGAUUCCUUCCUGUUUGGGCAGCGGCCAUGGCAGCUGCGACAGCAGUAGCCAAAUCCGCUACUAGUGACUCGACAAUGCUGCAUCCAUCGAUGUCGCUGUCAUUUCAUGAGGCCACCAGAUUUGGCAUUCCCGAGUCUAGUCGGAUAGGUCUAGACUGCCUUACCAAAGAUGUGGAAGAGACUUCAGUGGGUGUGUGACGACGGUCCAUCGGAGAGACAAUAGAGACAAUCUUAUGCAAAUUACGCGGAACUUUUGCGAAUUUGGGGGCUAACGAUGCAAACUCCGCUCCUUGACUACAUGAACCGCCACUAGUGAUUGUCUACCUCGGACUCAACUCCACCUCAGCUAAACGAGUGUUGAGCCUCCUUCAGAUACCGGUUCUCUGUUUUCCAAACGCAACCCAAGUGUGCCUAACACAUGCAAGCUGAUGGGCCAACCCAUAUUUUGUUUUCUUUCUCCAUCCUACUGCUGUCCUUCGUACUGAGAACUUAUCCGAACGGAUGCUUUGGAACGAUUCCCAACUGUACAUGCCCAAAUUCAACCAGGAGAGGGACACGCACAUUUUGCCAAGCCCUCCGUGCAUCCAUCCACAUCUGCUCAACCUCCACUUUUUUCGCAACGUCCAAGCCUUUCCCAUUUGCUCAUUUUCGCUACGCCUCUGUCUUAUAUUUUUCUAAUUAACUAAUUAGGGAUUUUCUUUUGUGAACUGUACAAAAUGCAAACAUUUCCUGAAUUCGGGCAUGUAUUUUUGAAGAAUUCAGUUAGCGAAACAGG